AUGAAUUAUCUUCUACUACCCCUUCUCGUCCUUCCUUCCGUCCUCGGUGGUUGUGCACGCUUUUCUACCACCGAACGUUGGACCAUAAGAGGAAGAUAUGGGAACGAUGGUGGUUACCCUGCCGGUUACAAAUUUCUCGAAGAUGCGCCUGUAAUCCAAGCUACGGACUUUUUUACUUGCAACCAACAAACUAUCAUCCAAACGCGGCCAUGUGCUGGAAAUAUCUCUCUUUGCGGCUUGGAACCGCAAGGAUUGGCGUCAGUCACUGCGCGAUUCAGCGUCACGCCUGUAAACAAUAACGAAGAUGUUCUCAGGUCAUUUUUCGGGCUCGUUAGUGGAGCGGUAGAGGCUAAUGGGCGCGACGAGUCAUAUCCGAACAGAAAACCACCACGAUACCAAGCGUGUGGUGAAGUUGGGGGAUCCGGUCGAACGUACUGCCUUGCGGUUGGUGAUCAGGGAUGGAUUAGAUAUUCCGCACGGUAUCUGUGUGUCAAUGGAACUGCAGAGGAGUGCACGGAUGGACCGUUUGAGAGCGGGACAAAGUUGGUAGUCUGUGGAGUUGACGGGGAGUUCCCGAAUGGGGACCUUAGCUUUGAAUCAAAUCGCACAGCAGAAACUGCCCCGAACUAUAUGGCCAGUGAUAUGAAUCCAGCCCUCAAUAGUAGUUUGACAUGUGGAGCUUCAAUGUCUGAACUCAAGGGAUGGUCAUUUGGGUUUAUGGGUUUGGCAGUAAUUGCAGGGUUUAUUUUGUAG
This is a messenger RNA of Orbilia oligospora ATCC 24927, 753 nucleotides long. RefSeq lists its product as uncharacterized. The transcript has a single exon. NCBI's taxonomy places the organism in Eukaryota, Fungi, Ascomycota, Orbiliomycetes, Orbiliales, Orbiliaceae. The record is from RefSeq and is a predicted model, not a curated record. Bases 1 to 753 code for a protein of 250 amino acids.